CCAGCAAAGCGACCACCACUGCAGUGGAUUUUAGAGGCAGCAGUUUUGGAAGACUGUCCAUCCAUCACUCUUGCUGGCCAGAUAUGCCAACGGGGACUGAAGCUAAUCAAAUGUUUGAGAGAGGAAGCUCUUCACACAACCCAGGGAGCCCCAUUAAUUAUCUGGACUUAGUGAAGGCUGUGAAAAGAGGUGAUUGGAACGCUACCAGAGAUUUCCUAGUGUCCCACCCCGAUGCAUUGAGAGCGAGAAUCACAGUUACGGGCGGGACGGUUCUUCACGUAGCUGUUGCUGCUGAACAGGAACAUAUAGUGGAGGAGUUGCUGAAUAUGAUUUCGGAAGAAGACUUGCUAAUAUUAAAUAAGGACCGUGAUACAGCUCUAGAUGUGACUAUUGAUAGAGGUAAUUGCCAGAUGGCAAACCGCCUGAUUAGAAAGAACAAAAGCUUAGUCCACUUCAAACGGCGUCCUUGGACCGACCUUCCAGUUGUAAGGGCUAUGGGAAUGGGGCAUAAACAAUUGGCUCGCAUGCUCUAUUCUCUCACUCCGUUGGAAGAACUAGAGGCAGAAGACGGUAAGCAGGGAUCUAAACUUCUUUCCUACGCUAUCGAUGCCAGAGAUUUAGGUAAAGUGCUCUACUCUACUCUCGUCUAAUUAACCAUUCAUUUUCCGAUGAUUGGAUAUAUUAGUUGGGGAAUGUGAUUUAAUUAAUUCCCUUUGUUAUUUGUUUUAUAUACGUACGCAUGCACCUACGUUACAACAACAAAAGAACUCGCCUUGGAUUUAAUUGAGCGUUGUCCAUCUCUCUUACAAAAUCUGUCCCCUUGGGAAGCAUUGGCUAUUGGCAUGAUUAACAGCGAAUUCGCGAGGAGAAACCGGCUCGCGCGUUGGAUCUGCAAUCACUGUGUACACAUUUCACUUGCUCGUGCUACCGAUCAAUUCCGUUUGGAUAUUAAUCAAAAGGAUCAAGAAAGAAGUAUCGGAUCAGG
Molecule: messenger RNA, 985 nt
Organism: Carya illinoinensis
Lineage: Eukaryota; Viridiplantae; Streptophyta; Magnoliopsida; Fagales; Juglandaceae
Exons: 4
Coding region: 84-650 (188 amino acids)
Source: RefSeq, a predicted model, not a curated record